Molecule: messenger RNA, 858 nt
Organism: Symbiodinium necroappetens
Lineage: Eukaryota; Dinophyceae; Suessiales; Symbiodiniaceae
Source: the annotation of a GenBank genome assembly
AUGCGGGACGCCGCCCUUGGCAAGUUCAAGUCUGUAGCCUUCUGCAGCCUAAUCUCCGAGGUCGCAACACUUACCGUCAGGAGCCACUUGUGCAGCUACGGCAACAAGUCACUUGAGAAUGAGAAUGUUGACAGCGUGGAGACGACAAGCCUUUCGGUGAGCCCCUCCGAUGUGGCCCGCGGGGCCGUGGAUGCCCGUGACAUCUACGUUACUCAGGCUUUGUGGGCUUGCCAGCAAGAUGCAGAUGGGGAGUUGAAGCAAAGGGCUUCGAGGCGCUUAGUUGGCAUCAUGAAAGACCAGACGGCGGAUGAGGCUCUGUUCGUCGGCAUGGCUGCACCGGCCUGCGCGGACGUGUACCCGAUGCACCUGAUCCAAUGCCAGAAUAAGCUUCUGAGUGAGUGCGUGGAGAUGACCCAGACGGACUGCCAAAGCGAUUUGGCACAUGCGGUGCACGAGCAGUGCCCGGCUUCUGCGCACCACCACUGUGCCGGGGGAUGGGACAGCUUUAACAUGAAGCUUGCCAGGGUACUCCGGAAUCUCAGUGAGAGCCAAAGACUCCUUGGAAAGUCGACAACACAGCUCGAGGACCUUGGCCACAAGCGUUGUGCGGAUGUCUGCUACAUGGAUGCCUGCGAGGUCGGCUCCAAGUGCCCAGGCCUCUUGUCAGAUUGCAAGUCCCUCGCCGUGACAGCUCGAACGUGGACGAGUCUCCUAAAGCAGCCGUACUUGCAGGACCGUGCGCUUCUGUGCUAUCAGCCAGCAGCCUUCAGUCAGUGGCUACAACAGGUGAGUCUUGGGGUUUAUCCGAUGAGGGACGCCGCUUGGGCAGCCGACCACUGUAGUGUUAAUACCACCUGA